Molecule: messenger RNA, 1041 nt
Organism: Dacryopinax primogenitus
Lineage: Eukaryota; Fungi; Basidiomycota; Dacrymycetes; Dacrymycetales; Dacrymycetaceae
Exons: 2
Molecular function (GO): protein binding
Source: RefSeq, a predicted model, not a curated record
AGAUGAGCGAGUGUGAUGUACCUGCUGCAAAGAGGGCAAGACGAGCAGAGUCAGAGCAAGGGGAAGAAGAGGGAACAGUACUGCUCACUCUAGAACACUUACCAGUCGAGCUGCUAUGGGAUAUCCUCAUCCUCUCUGUAUCACCUUCUCUCCCUUUGGUAUCACACAGGCUACACUCAGUAUGUAACUCCGCACCGCCGUCCAUAAGAGCAAGAUACAUCCUCUCAUCAUUCCUUGCUCUCUCUCCCACCUCUCAGCCAACAUCCCCCGACCCACCAUCCAUCCCUUCUCCAGCACCUACUCCCUUCCGUUCUGCACAAAGUAAAUGGAUCUACGCACACGCACUUCUCUUCCCCAUAUGCACACUUCCCGUCUUCCUAGCGCUGGAACGGAUAUGGGCACAAGUCUCCCCCUUAGAAGGGAGCGAACCUGAAGCAAGUCAAGACGGCGCUGGUGCCAAGACUAGGAACGGGAAUGGGACUGGGAGUGGUGCACCCGCACGCCCUGUAGUAGACCUCGAUUCCGAGAUGUGGACUCUUCCCAGAAGAAUCUUCCGCUCUCUCCCAUCCCUCUCCAGCCCCUCUCCAUCCAACCGUCUCUCUCCACCAGGGACAUCCGACCCCUACCCCUUACUCGCACACAUCCUCCCCCUCUACCCGUACAACACCUCCUCCCACCUCGGUUACCCGCUCAGCAUGUCCGUCCGCGCUGGCCACCUCCCGCUUAUCCGGCUCCUCCUGGAGCGAGGGGCGAACCCGGCGUUGAAGGACUCGCUAGCGGUGAGGAUCGCUAUCGCGAAACGGGAUUUGGGACUUGUGAGGCUUCUCGUGGAGCGGGAGGAUGCGUGUUCCCGGAGAGAGGGAUGGGGGAAGAAGAGGAAGAGGAGGAGAUUGAGUGAUCGGGUGCAGGUGGAUCCGGGCAUGUUACAGCUUGCGGUCAAGCUUGACGCUAGGGAUAUCGUGCAGUAUCUGAUGGAGAGGGGGUGCGUGCCGGAUAUGAAGACGCUUAGGAUGGUUAGAUGAUGACUAUGCUAUGCUAUGU